Sordaria macrospora k-hell is the source of this 594-nucleotide messenger RNA. RefSeq lists its product as uncharacterized. Gene Ontology annotation, molecular function: acetylpyruvate hydrolase activity. Lineage: Eukaryota; Fungi; Ascomycota; Sordariomycetes; Sordariales; Sordariaceae. The record is from RefSeq and is a predicted model, not a curated record.
AUGUCCAUUUCUGAGAUUCCCACCCUCUUCCUCAAGCCCGCCACCGCCCUUGCCGACCCUUACCCAGCUCCCACGCUGAUUCCCAAGCACACCAUCGAGUCGGGCUCAGCCGACUACGGGUCCGAGCUGGCCAUCAUCAUCGGCAAAGACUGCAAGAACGUUUCUGAAGCGGAAGCGCUCGACUAUGUUUUAGGUUACACCGCCAGCAACGACAUCAGCAGCCGCGCGUUCCAGUUUGCGCAGACGCAGUGGUGCUACUCCAAGGGGUUCGACGGCAGCUGCCCAAUUGGUCCUGUGCUGGUGAGCAAGGAGGUGAUUAGGGAUGUGGGCGGGUUGAAGUUGAGGGGGUGGAAGAAUGGGAAGGUGGUGCAGGAGAGUCCUUUGACCGACCUCAUCUUCUCGGUCCAACAAAUUAUCAGCUUCCUGUCUCAGGGUACCACGCUGCCCAAGGGCACCAUUAUCAUUACAGGCACUCCGGCUGGUGUGGGCUUCGCUAGGAAUCCCAAGGAGAUUUUGCAUGAUGGUGAUGAGUUCGUGGUGGAGAUCUUGCCGCAUAUUGGCAGCUUGUACAAUGUCAUGAAGAACGAGCAGUAA